GCAUUGUCCUUUGAUUUGUUGCAAAUCUAAUCUGGCUCUAAAUUUAAAUGAAUUUUUUUUAUGCAUCAUUCUUAGUUAUAGUUAAUAUAGAGCCAUAGGCUAAAAGUGUACCGUGUCGGUGACUCUCACUCUCAGUUUCUCUCUCUCUCUAAACUUGUUCCGGUCGAGUGGUUGGUGGGUGGGUUUCUUUCUCUAAACAAAAACAAACAAAAGCAAAAACAGGUCAUUGCAGAUCUAUCCGAAAGGUAAGAGAGAGAGAGAGAAUGAAGGUGAUAGAGAAGAUCCAGGAGGCAUUGUUGGAGGAGAAGAAGGUUUUGUUUUCGUUCGAGUUCUUCCCGCCAAAGACGGAGGAUGGGGUGGAGAACCUGUUGGAGAGGAUGGAGAGGAUGGUGGCCCACAACCCGGCGUUCUGCGACAUAACGUGGGGUGCGGGUGGGUCGACGGCGGAUCUGACGCUGGACAUUGCGAACAAGAUGCAGAACAUCAUCUGCGUGGAGAGCAUGAUGCACCUCACCUGUACCAACAUGCCUGUCGACAAGAUCGACCACGCCCUCCAAACCAUCAAGUCUAACGGCCUCCAAAACGUUCUUGCUCUCCGGGGCGACCCGCCCCAUGGCCAGGACAAGUUUGUUCAGAUCCAAGGAGGCUUUGCCUGCGCCCUCGACCUGGUCACCCAUAUCAGAGCCAAAUAUGGUGACUACUUUGGCGUCACUGUUGCUGGCUAUCCAGAGGCACACCCGGACGCCAUUGGAACCGAUGGCCUCGCCUCUCCCGAAGCCUAUCAAAGUGAUCUCGCUUAUUUGAAGAGAAAGGUUGAUGCUGGUGCCGAUUUGAUUAUCACUCAGUUAUUCUACGACACUGAUGUUUUCCUCAAAUUCGUCCACGACUGUCGCCAAAUUGGAAUUACUUGUCCUAUUGUUCCUGGAAUUAUGCCCAUUAAUAACUACAAGGGAUUCAUACGCAUGACUGGUUUCUGUAAAACCAAGAUACCAGCUGAGGUUACUGCUGCCUUGGAGCUUAUCAAGGAUAAUGAAGAAGCUGUCAAAUCUUAUGGAAUUCACCUUGGAACCGAGAUGUGCAAGAAGAUUUUGGCUCAUGGGAUUAGGACGUUGCAUCUUUAUACACUGAACAUGGAGAAAUCAGCAUUGGCUAUAUUAAUGAAUCUUGGUUUGAUUGAAGAGACCAAAAUAUCAAGGCCUUUACCUUGGAGACGUCCUGCAAAUGUUUUCCGUGUUAAAGAAGAUGUUCGUCCAAUAUUCUGGGCUAAUCGUCCCAAGAGCUACAUAUCAAGGACCAUAGGCUGGGACCUUUAUCCACAUGGGCGAUGGGGUGAUUCUCGUAACCCUUCAUAUGGAGCACUAACUGAUUAUCAGUUCAUGCGGCCACGUGCACGCGACAAGAAACUUGUUGAAGAAUGGGUUGUCCCAUUGAGAAGCGUUGAAGAUAUCCAUGAGAAAUUUAAGAAAUUCUGCCUUGGCAAAUUGAGAAGCAGCCCUUGGUCAGAACUAGAUGGGCUUCAGCCAGAGACGAAGAUCAUAAACGAACUUCUAGGUAAAAUUAACACGAAAGGUUUCCUUACCAUCAACAGCCAACCAGCGGUAAAUGGGGAAAGAUCUGAUUCCACGUCUGUUGGCUGGGGUGGGCCUGGAGGAUAUGUUUAUCAGAAAGCCUAUCUAGAGUUUUUCUGUUCGAAGGAGAAGUUGGAUGCUCUUGUUGAGAAAUGCAAGGCUCUUCCAUCUCUAACCUACAUGGCCGUGAACAAGGAUGGGAGAUGGAUAUCUAAUAUUGGUCAGACUGAUGUGAAUGCUGUGACAUGGGGAGUCUUUCCCGCAAGGGAGAUAAUCCAACCGACUGUUGUGGAUCCUGCUAGUUUUAUGGUUUGGAAGGAUGAGGCAUUUGAAAUCUGGUCAAGAGGAUGGGCCCGCUUAUACCCUGAGGGUGACUCAUCUAGGAAAUUGCUUGAAGAGGUCCAGAACAGCUGCUUCUUGGUCAGUUUGGUAGAUAAUGACUAUAUCCAGGGUGAUGUUUUUGCUGUUUUUGCUGAUUUCUGAAUGAGCUAUUUUGUCAACUCUUCCAUUUCUUAAAGCCGCAUAAGCCAUUAAACUGGUGCUUUCAUUGUAAGUCGGAUUAUAAGUUUAUUGUAAUUGGGAUGUGUAAUAAUAACUCAUUGGGAUUUUGAGAUCUCCCCCGUGUCAUGUGCAAAUAGCAUCUGCGUUCGUGAU
This is a messenger RNA of Prunus mume (Japanese apricot), 2222 nucleotides long. Its product is annotated as methylenetetrahydrofolate reductase (NADH) 2-like. Gene Ontology annotation, cellular component: cytosol. NCBI's taxonomy places the organism in Eukaryota, Viridiplantae, Streptophyta, Magnoliopsida, Rosales, Rosaceae. The record is from RefSeq and is a predicted model, not a curated record. Gene Ontology annotation, biological process: tetrahydrofolate interconversion. Gene Ontology annotation, molecular function: methylenetetrahydrofolate reductase [NAD(P)H] activity; FAD binding.